GCUCCGAGCGCUGGACGACCCGGUGCCAGCCGACUCUGGCCUCUUCACUCAUGGCUUCUCCCAGCAAGGCAGUGAUUGUUCCCGGGAACGGAGGCGGGGAUGUGGCCACGCACGGCUGGUAUGGCUGGGUGAAAAAGGAGCUGGGGCAGAUACCUGGUUUCCAGUGUUUGGCUAAAAACAUGCCUGACCCAAUUACAGCUCGAGAGAGCAUCUGGCUGCCCUUCAUGGAGACGGAGCUGCACUGUGAUGAAAAGACCAUCAUCAUAGGCCACAGUUCCGGAGCCAUUGCAGCCAUGAGGUAUGCAGAAACACAUAGAGUAUAUGCUAUUAUAUUAGUGUCUGCAUAUACAUCAGACUUGGGGGAUGAAAAUGAGCGUGCAAGUGGAUACUUCAGCCGCCCCUGGCAGUGGGAGAAGAUAAAGGCUAAUUGCUGUCACAUUGUGCAAUUUGGUUCCACUGACGACCCUUUCCUUCCCUGGAAGGAACAACAAGAAGUGGCUGAUAGGUUGGAAGCCAAAUUGUACAAAUUCACUGACCGUGGCCACUUUCAGAACACAGAGUUUCACGAACUGAUUAGCGUGGUAAAGUCUAUGCUGAAAGUACUAGCAUAGACAGGAUGAUUCCUGCUGUUUUGCAUCCCAGUAUAGGGGCAGAGUAAUAUUAUCUAUUAUCAGACAAUUACUAGACAUAUAAAACAUCCAGUUAAGUUCCAAAAGUGUCUGAAAAACAAACACGUUUCAACAUUCAAACUAAGUUUUAGAAAUACCAUUUCCAUUUUCCAAAGAAUCUAAAUCUCUCCAUAUUGCUAUGAAGUACAGUAGUAUUCUUCUCAUUUGAUAAGGGACAUAAAGACAGCUUAAUCACCCUUAUUUAUCCAAAACAAUUAAGUCAGAAAUGGAACCCAGGUUUCCUGAUUCCCAGUCCAGAUUAAAACUAAAUAGGCUUUCAUGUAUGUUGUAGGAGUUAUACUCUUUUCCUCUUGAAAUAAAAUUUUCUAUUUUACUGGGGAAAGAAAACAUGACUAAAGGUCCAGAGUAUUGGCUUAGAGCUCAAAACACUAGCUGGCCCAGCAUAUUAAACCCAGUCUAGGGCCUUCACCUUUGAUACCUUGCUCCCCAGUCCUUCAAACAUGUUGAGAGAGAAUGAUACAUAAGUAUGCUAAGUUACUGGUGUGCCAGGGUCAGGCAGGGAACAGAAGCACAGUGACUAGAUUUGUGUAAGACGAGAGUGGUGGGGAUCAGGCCAUAUGGAGAGCUCAUGCCCUGUCUAAAUUGUUGCCAUGUGGAAAUGUGGCAAGGUGUCGAUUUUCUGAUAUUUCAAGGGAAAAAUCUACAUAUAGUGGUUUUUAAAUUCAGGGUAUAUGUAUGUAUAUACAGUCCAUAUAUAUAUGAAUUAUGUCCAGUCUAUAUAGGUAUGGAUUAUGUUAGUUGGCAACAACAGUGUAAAUCAAAAAAUUUACAAGCACUGCAAGACAGACAAAAAUCCAAGCCAUCCACUUGUGACCUUAUCCACAGGCAUUAACUUAGCCUGCUGCUUUUAGACAAGUCUCUAUAAAGCCCAAGAAAAGCUUGAGAUAAGCAAAAUGAACAUAAUGUCAAAGGAUGAAAUCAUGGGAACAAUUUGGAUUUUGUUAGAAACUUUUAAAUAUUUAAAAAAAUAACCUUUCCAUACUUCAAAUUUUGUUUUGUGGAGUUCAACCUUUUAACUUCCAGUGUCCUUAGGAUCUCUUUCAAGCAUCAUUCCAAGAUUUUUCUUCUGAUCAAACUCCCUCAAAAAAACCCUUUUUCAUUAUCCAACACUUUUUAGUUAUUAUGAUCCCUAAGUAUUGGCUCAAACAGUUUCCAGGGAAUUCACACUUGAUGUUGCAGAACUGAAUUUGCUGCAGAAAUGUGAUUUCCCACAUUGUUUAUGCCUAAAGGGGAUUCAGAGCCAUCAUUUUAACCUGAUAAGUCUUUUGGUUUCUAAGUGUGCUUAGACAAAGAAAAAAGUCAGGAAAGAUUCUCUAAACUUUUCAUAGCAAUUAUCUUCGGGGAAUAGGAAUUUUGGUAGUUACAGUUGUGGUGGACGUCCCCAUUGUGUUUUAUAUAUCCACCUGGGGAUUAUUUGAAUUUAUUACAUGGAAUGUGUAUUACUUCUCUAAUUAAAAAUAAGAUUUAAAACAACUUAUUUGACAAGUUAGUAAAAACCAACCUUUGACCUUGGUGUUAUCAACACCACACUCUAACCAAGAAAAAGCAAAUUAGAUAAAUCAGUUGAAUAGUAAUGUUCUUAAAGAGGCUAUUUAGCACUGAUUUGACCAAACCUAUAAUCAAAGUUGGAUUCUACUUGAAUUAUUUAGAAUUAGUAACUCCAUUACUGUUUCCUGAAGUUCUUUCUUAAAAAAAAAUACAAGCUUAUACAAAUAACAGCUGUUCACAAUACUUUCUUGUCCUCUUUCUCCAUAGGGAAAAAAAACCAAAUAUAUGCAACUGAGAAUAAUUAAUUCUGGUAUGGUUCAUCUUAUAAAGAGAAUUACAAUAGACCAAUAUGAUUGUCAAGUUGUACUGCCCAGUGUGGUAACCAGUAGCCACAAGUAGCUAUAAAAUUAAAAAUUCAGUUCUUCAGUCACACUAGCCAUAUUUCAAGUGCUCAGAAGCCACCUAUGGCAAGUGGUACCUUAUUAGACAGCAGAUAUAGAAUAUGUCCGUCAUUAUAGAAAGUUCUUUUGGACAGCACUGGUCUAGGGCACAUAUUUUAUAUUCUCUUACCCACCAUCCAAUAAUGAAUAAUAGUUCAAAGUAAGAGCAACUCAACUUCAAAUUACUUGUUUGACUAGUUUGCUUAGCUGAACACCAUCAAAAUCAUGGGUCUAUAAAAUUUACUCACUGCUAAACCAAGAUCAAAGGAAUUUCAUGUGAGAAUCCACAUAAGUAUUCUUUAAAAACCGUAGAACCAUGGACUCUCAUGAUUUCUGUUUGAUUCUGUAUGGAUCAUUAUCAAUCAUUGAAAGGCCUUAGACUCUGGGAAGUAUCUAUUCUUAGGUGAACAAAACAUCUAAUACUAAAUAGGAAUCAAAUAUAAGUAUUAGGACUUCAUUCACAAUUUGAUUUAUUGGCGUUGUCAUCAGUUUGGAGCCCCACAGUUUGUUUUGAGUCAGUUUAUCCCUGUAGGAUAAAUAAUGAAUUUAACUAUGUAUCAGAGGUGCCAUUAUAUAUAUAUAUAUAUUUUUUUUCAAACAUUCCUUUAUUCCA
This is a messenger RNA of Cynocephalus volans (Philippine flying lemur), 3230 nucleotides long. It is a transcript of the gene RBBP9, whose product is annotated as RB binding protein 9, serine hydrolase. Bases 51 to 611 code for a protein of 186 amino acids. The record is from RefSeq and is a predicted model, not a curated record. The transcript is spliced from 5 exons. Gene Ontology annotation, molecular function: hydrolase activity. Lineage: Eukaryota; Metazoa; Chordata; Mammalia; Dermoptera; Cynocephalidae.